CUUGAGUAGUUUGUGGUUACCUAGCAGCAACCUGUUGGAAAACCUGUAGAACACGGUCAAGCAGGGCCGAGAAGGAGACUCGGGACACAUCUGAAGACAUGUUGUAUUGGACUCUUUAUUUCUGGAGAGUACCACUCCUGAUUGUUCUGCUCUGGGACGGCUUCUGCGCUUCAGAAGUGAAACCUACAAGAUUUCCCCUGUUCUCCAAGAAACACCUUCUCCUCGCCUGGAAUGUCCCAACUCAGUUGUGUGGCUCCAGGUACAACGUUUCUUUGGAACUGGAUCAGUUCCAGAUUGUGGCUACACCAACUGAGAACUUUGUUGGGCAGAACUUGACCCUAUUCUACCAGGACCGCUUGGGCUUGUACCCCUACUUUGAUGCGGAUGAGAUGCCGAUGCACGGGGGGCUGCCGCAGAAUGCCAGUCUCUCGCAGCACCUUAGCGAAAUGCAGAAAGGUGUUGAUAAGUACAUACCAAACCGGGACACUAUAGGUUUAGCGGUUAUUGACUGGGAAGAAUGGCGUCCCCUUUGGAUGCGAAACUGGGGACCCAAAGACAUUUACCGCAGACGUUCCCGUGAACUGGUGCGCCAAAAGAACCCAACUUGGUCCGACGAGCAGGUGGGGAAAGUGGCCCAAUUGGAGUUUGAGAUGUCUGCCAAGAAGUUCAUGCUGGACACGCUACGCCAUGCCAAAAGCCUGCGGCCAAACAAGUUGUGGGGGUUCUACCUGUUCCCGGACUGCUACAACCAUGACUACCUGCGCUCCCUGGAGGGCUACACGGGCCGCUGCCCCGAUGUGGAGAAGGCCCGCAACGAGCAGCUGAAGUGGCUGUGGACCGAGAGCACGGCGCUCUUCCCUUCCAUCUACAUGCUCAAAGUGUUGCGCUCCUCAUCCGCAGGACGGCUGUUUGUGCGGAACCGUGUGCAGGAAGGGAUGCGUUUGUCUUCAUCCGGCGACGAGAUGGCACAUCCUGUCUUUGUGUACGCCCGACCCAUCUACGGCAACAACCUGGAAUAUCUGACAGAGUUUGACCUGGUGUCCACCAUCGGGGAGAGUGUCGCUCUGGGAGCUGCAGGAAUCAUCCUGUGGGGAGAUGCAACACAUGCAAAAAACAAAACCACCUGCUCUGACCUGAACACGUAUCUUCAAGGCACACUGAGCCCGUACCUCCUCAACGUCUCCACGGCAGCAGAGCUCUGCAGCCAGACCCUGUGCGGUUCUCACGGCCGCUGCCUUCGCAAACAUCCGGACAGCGAUGUUUACCUUCACCUCAACCCCCUUUCACACCGCAUCGAGAGGCGAGACGGCAAACUGACAGUCACUGGCGACCUGGCAGACCCAGACAAAGUCCUUUUUGACACGAACUUUCAGUGCCAGUGCUAUGGGUACUUUCACGGGAAAGGCUGUGAACGUAUGGAGCCGCUGCACCAAAAUGGGGCGGCGACUCGAACCAGAACAUCAGCGCUCCAGUGUGUCAUCUUCCUGAUGACCUUUGUGCUCCUGGGUUAAUGCCAAAUACAUACUUGUAAAUGCA
Messenger RNA from Poeciliopsis prolifica (blackstripe livebearer), 1536 nucleotides. Its product is annotated as hyaluronidase-2-like. The coding region runs from base 99 to 1511 and encodes 470 amino acids. Lineage: Eukaryota; Metazoa; Chordata; Actinopteri; Cyprinodontiformes; Poeciliidae. The transcript has 4 exons. Gene Ontology annotation, biological process: carbohydrate metabolic process; hyaluronan catabolic process. The record is from RefSeq and is a predicted model, not a curated record. Gene Ontology annotation, molecular function: hyaluronoglucuronidase activity; hyalurononglucosaminidase activity.